Acanthopagrus latus (yellowfin seabream) is the source of this 3182-nucleotide messenger RNA. RefSeq names its product serine active site containing 1 (gene serac1). Lineage: Eukaryota; Metazoa; Chordata; Actinopteri; Spariformes; Sparidae. The record is from RefSeq and is a predicted model, not a curated record. The transcript is spliced from 16 exons. The coding region runs from base 483 to 2462 and encodes 659 amino acids.
ACGGUUCAUUUAGCUUAACCCAUUACGUUGUCGGUGUUUAAAUUGACGUUGGCCAUCUGACACAGGACACACUUUAAUGUCACAGAAAGCUUAAUGUUAGGGAUAACGUUACACUGACUGACAGAUGAAGAGGCUGUCAACUAGCUGAGUUAUUCCGCGUUAACUCCAGCUAAGUUAGCUAACGUUAGCUUGAGGACAUGGGCAUGAUUUGAUGCCCUCACAUUAUUUAGUUGACUGUGUUUAGUCUACAUCAGAGAGACAGGCUUGUUAAAUGUUCGCACUGCUUGGUCAUUAGAGCUCUGUAGCUGAGCACUGACGUGUGCGUUACACUGAAUUAGCUUUAGCAAAAGUGUCCUUGGCCAGCCACCUGACUAAUACUAGUUUCCAGUGUGAGAUUGGCUUAGGUUUGAAUAAGUUGUACUCUUCUUUGGCGGUCUGAUUAAUUUUGCCCCAUCGUACUGGGGGGAGUAUGCAGGCAGAAGAUGUCUGUUGCAGCUCUACGUUUGAUCCGCUGUCGGAGGCUGAGUACAGCUGGGCCGCCUGGAGUGAGGAGAGUGCUUCAGUGGAAACAUUUAAGGAAGUUUGCUAAAGUAACAGGUGCAGUUGUGUUGGGGGGCUGUCUUUUUAUCACCUAUGAAGUGGAGGCCUUGGACAAAGCUGUGACCAUUGACACUCGUGCAAUUCUUCAGGAGAAGUACAAGUCUUACAUCUAUCUGAGAGCCACUCCCUCUGAUGAAAAGGAGAACCUUACUGCAGGGCUGACAACUAAAGCAAGGAGGGAACUUCAUAAAGCAGCAAGGCGGUUUCUGGAGUUAUCAUCUAGGCUUUUUCUGCAAUCACUAGAUGAGCACUUUAGCCAUGUGGAUGCAGACCCACAUGAGGUGGCAUUGUGGGUCUUACUUAAGAGGACACAGUCCGCUAAUAAAGCUGUCAGACUACAGGCUGUGAAGGAACUUGCAGAAAAUCACCACUGGCACGACUACCAGUACCAGACAGCAGCACAGGUUAUAGACCAGCGAACAGCAGUGGGCCUGGCACGGACUCCUCAGGUAGACCUUCGAUUCUUUCUGCGCACACCCACGCUGCCUGACCUCGAGGAUGGAUUGUCAGUAGAAGAUGAACUGAGGCAGCUGCUGGGGUCUCUGCCUCAGUCUGAGGUGGACACAUGUGUUCAGUACUUCACCUCACUGGCCCUCAGAGAGAGCACCCAGUCCCUGGCAGCACAACGGGGUGGUCUUUGGUGUUUUGGAGGUAAUGGGCUGCCUUAUGCCCAGAGCCUCACCUCUGUUCCCUCUGAGAAGGUGGAAUCCUUCUGUUUACAGGCACUGGUACAGCACUCAAAGGUCCAGAGCCACUGUGACCGAAUAGUUGCCAACGGGGGCCUGCAGCUCCUCCAGAGGGUUUAUCAGCUUCGCAGAGACUCCCUGAAGAUUCAGAGGAACAUUGUUCGUAUCAUAGGAAAUUUGGCACUCAAUGAGAGUGUUCAUCAGGCCAUAGCCCAGUCUGGCUGGGUAUCUGUCCUGGCUGAGAUGAUGCAGUCUCCGCAUGUCAUGCAGGCGUCUCAUGCAGCCCGCGCUCUGGCCAACCUGGAUAGGGAGGCAGUAAAGGAAAAAUACCAAGACGGCGUCUAUAUCCUCCACCCACAAACACGUGGCAACCAGCCAAUCAAAGCAGACGUGCUCUUCAUCCAUGGGAUUCUAGGAGCAGCUUUUAAGACUUGGAGGCAGAAGGACCGUGUUGUGUCAGAGGAAGAGAAGGAGGCAGAAAACAUGGAUGACUACACUGAAUGCUGGCCAAAGUCAUGGUUGGCUGCUGAUUGCCCAAAUCUGAGAGUACUGUCAGUGGAGUAUGACAGUCACCUCAGUGAUUGGAUGGCCAAGUGCCCUGCUGAGAAUCAAAGGAAAUCUUUAGCCUACAGAAGUCGAGAGCUACUGAAGAAGUUAAAGUUGGCAGGAGUUGGAGAGAGGCCUGUGGUCUGGGUAGCCCACAGUAUGGGAGGAUUGCUUGUGAAGAAAAUGCUGCUGGAUGCCUCAGAGGACCCAGAUAUGCAAGGACUGUUAAAGAACACCAAGGGCAUUAUGUUCUACAGUGUUCCGCACCAUGGCACUUUUAUGGCAGAGUACUCAGUAAAUGUCAGAUAUCUCCUCUUUCCGUCUAUAGAAGUCAGAGAACUAUGUAAAGACUCACCAGCCUUGCGUAACCUGAAUGAAAACUUCCUGAACAUGGCCAAAGAAAAGGAAAUCAAAGUGCUGAGCUUUGCCGAGACACUGCCAACAAACAUUGGUCCCAUGAUCAAGAUACUGGUGGUACCGACACAGUCGGCAAAUCUCGGCAUCGGCGAGCUCAUUGAGGUGGAUGUAGAUCAUCUCAACAUCUGCAAGCCAGAGAAGAAGGACUCAUUUCUGUACAAGCGCAGCCUCCAGUUCAUCGUAGAAGCACUUCAGAGCUACAUCGGCCACUGACUGAAGUAUAUGAAGACAAACACGCUGAUACAACGUACUACUGUUUACUUGAAAUGGGGAGAGCAGUGUCACCCACUUCAAACCAAAUGGAAACAUAACUGCCUCUCCUUGGUCAACAUUUACAUAAACAAUCUCUUAUGUGACCCUAGUUAAAGCAGAGAAAUUACAUCAAUUUACACAUCGAUUUCUGUGAGGUUGUCAGUUGUGAUGGAAGAAAUGUGGGUGCUUAUUUUGUCAUCCUCCUUCAUUAGCCUCUCUCACUUGUAAGUCAGAUGAAUUUUAAAGAUUACGUGAAUUUUUAUAGAACAUAAUCACAUUUACAAGUAAUUCAGAUUGUGAAAAUGUAUUCUGUAUUUUAUUUUUCCUAUUCAUCUCAGACUUACCAGCCUAAUAUAUGGCAGAUAAUGGUCAUAUGGUACACUGACAUGUGAUUGGCAGAUGUGCUCCCCAGUUUUUUUGGCCAGAGCAAUGAUUUUAUUUUUUUAUAUUUAUGUAUUUUAUUCUAAAUACAGUCAUAUUGUCUGCCAAAUGAUAUUCCUUCCUGAACCUUACCUCAAAUGAACCUGUAUUAAUAAUAGAUCAGGGUGCAUUAUUUAUUGUUGUGCGACUAACUAAUCAAGCAAAUGAUUUUUUAUUCUCCGUGCAUCUGUAGUACAAAUUGCCACUAGCAAUGCUGACCCUGAAUAAAUGUAUGAAGUCAGAGGCUUUAUUUGACAUGUC